AUGACGACAAACCUACCAGAAAUCCUCCUCCUAUGUAUGGACAUCGACUUCAUAGAAGCCUACAACACUGCCCUAAAAAUCCACUGGCCAACCCACACCCAAACAACCCUAAAAAUUACACCCAUAAACGAACGGCUAAACUCCCUCCCAGAAGGCACAACCUUUGACCUAAUCGUCUCCCCAGCAAACAGCUACGGCCGCCUCGACGGCGCCUUCGACGCGGCCAUCUCGAGGACUUUUAGCCCGCACAAUGACUACCAUGCCCUGACGCGCGCUGCGCAGGGUGUGCUUUACGAGAAGUGGCGGGGGUUUGCGCCGCCGGGGACUUGUACGCUUAUUCCUUUUCCGGAGGAACUCAAGGUGAAGGGGGAUUCGAAUGGAAAUGGAAGUGGGUUCGGGUGUGAGUGGGUCGCGCUUUGUCCUACCAUGCGUGAGCCUGGGGCUGUUAGUUGGGAUCGGGAGGUUGUUUAUGAGUGUGUUUGGAGUUUACUGGGGCAGGUUGAGGGGUGGAAUCGGACGUUGGAUGUGGAUGAAGAUGGUAAUGGGAAGAAGAGGAUUGGGAGGAUUCUUAUGCCGCCUUUGGCUGCUGGUGUUGGGAGGGUUAGUAAGGAGAGGUGGGCUGCGCAGAUGGUGCUUGCCAUGAAUCAUUUUGUUGAUGCGCUUGAGAGGCCUGCGAGGUGGGGGGCUUUAUCUUGGAGGGAUAUUGAGGAGGAUUGUGUUGAGGUUGAGGGGACUUGGAAGGAGGGCGAGGAGUCUGGGAAGAGUUGGAUGGGGAAGCUUUUGGGAUAG
Molecule: messenger RNA, 789 nt
Organism: Penicillium antarcticum
Lineage: Eukaryota; Fungi; Ascomycota; Eurotiomycetes; Eurotiales; Aspergillaceae
Exons: 1
Coding region: 1-789 (262 amino acids)
Source: RefSeq, a predicted model, not a curated record